AUGGCCGCAGAUCGUCUUAGCUCCAUCUUGAGCCACCUCAAGGGCACCAGCAAUGGACUGAGCGCUAUUACCCAGAAGAACCCCGACGACGUCGUCAUCACACUAUCACUGCGCACUCCUUUGACCAAGGCUCGCAAGGGUGGCUUCAAGGAUACCGAGUUGGACUAUAUUGUGUACGCUCUGUUGAAGGAGACUCUCGCUCAGUCCAAGAUUGACCCUGCCCUGGUUGAGGAUGUCUGCCUGGGUAAUGUCAACGAGGCCAAGGCCGCCUACAUGGUCCGCGCCGCGUCGCUGGCCGCCGGAAUCCCUCACACUGCUGGUGCCUCAUCAGUGAACCGCUUCUGCUCGUCCGGCCUGAAGGCCGUGCAGGAUAUUGCCAACCAGAUCUCCAUGGGUGCCAUCGAUAUUGGUAUCGCCAUGGGCGCAGAGCUGAUGUCUGCCCCCGGCGACCGUCUCGACCGUCCCUUCAACGAGGAGGUCCUGCGCAACCAGGAGGCUGCCGACUGCAUGCAGCCCAUGGGUCAAACCUCCGAGAACGUUGGUAAUGACUUUGGCAUCUCGCGUGAGCAGCAAGAUCGCUAUGCUGCGGAGUCGUUCCGGCGUGCCGAGGCUGCCCAGAAGGCUGGCUGGUUCGAUGAUGAGAUCGCUCCUAUCUCCGUGAAGGUUAAGGACCCUAAGACUGGCGAGGUCCACCAGGUCACUCUCACUCGUGAUGAUGGAAUUCGCCCCGGAACCACUUUCGAGUCUCUGUCGAAGAUUCGCCCUGCGUUCCCUCAGUUCGGUGAUAAGUCGACUGGUGGAAACUCCAGCCAGGUCACCGAUGGUGCUGCCUCCGUCCUCCUGAUGCGCCGCUCCAAGGCCAUCGAGCUGAACCAGCCCAUCCUGGCCAAGUUCUGCGGCGCGACCGUUGCCGGUGUGCCCCCUCGCGUGAUGGGUAUCGGCCCUACCGCCGCUAUCCCCAAGCUGCUGAGCAAGUUCAACCUGGACAAGAACGACAUUGACAUUUUCGAGAUCAACGAGGCCUUCGCCUCGAUGGCCGUAUACUGUGUCCAAAAUCUGGGCCUUGAUCACGCCAAGGUUAACCCUCGUGGUGGCGCCAUCGCCCUGGGCCACCCUCUCGGAGCCACUGGCGCGCGUCAGAUCGCCACGAUCCUCAGCGAGGCGCGCCGGACGAAGAAGAAGAUUUUGGUCACCAGUAUGUGCAUUGGCACUGGCCAAGGUAUGGCUGGAUUGUUUGUCAAUGAGCAGGUGUAA
Molecule: messenger RNA, 1254 nt
Organism: Penicillium cataractarum
Lineage: Eukaryota; Fungi; Ascomycota; Eurotiomycetes; Eurotiales; Aspergillaceae
Gene: kat1
Product: putative 3-ketoacyl-CoA ketothiolase (Kat1)
Exons: 4
Coding region: 1-1254 (417 amino acids)
Biological process (GO): phenylacetate catabolic process; fatty acid beta-oxidation
Cellular component (GO): peroxisome
Molecular function (GO): acetyl-CoA C-acyltransferase activity
Source: RefSeq, a predicted model, not a curated record